Messenger RNA from Lodderomyces beijingensis, 1734 nucleotides. NCBI's taxonomy places the organism in Eukaryota, Fungi, Ascomycota, Pichiomycetes, Serinales, Debaryomycetaceae. The record is from the annotation of a GenBank genome assembly.
AUGUCCACAUCUUCCUCGGGUAAGCUAGAUUCGUACCAACUACGUCCCUACUACGAUCAUGACACUUUUGACGCAGGCUACUCCGUCAUUUUCAAGAAAGGAGUAGGAUUAUGGGACCCGAAAUCAAAUAAGCCAAUGACGGCCAAUUUGUCAUCGCAUUCCAUAGAUAACGCGGUGAACCAAAACGCCAGUGCAUUGCUGAAACCCGGUCUAUUGCGAAGGGCAUUUGACCGGCAAGGCGGUGGAGUUGGCAUCAACGCAGCAGCAGCAGGUACAGGUGGUGGCGGUGGCGGAGACAAAAAUUUCAUUUACGAUCUAGAGUUCAACGAGUACUUUGACCCCAAUAAUUUAUUAGAAUUGAUCAAGAAUUUAAUGUGGAAUUUUGCAAAGAGUUAUAUCAAGGUCUUGAUUGCCCAGCCUUUGGAGAUUACGAGGUUGGUUUUGCAAGUUGGUAAGUUUAACAUCAGUAACAAUACUGCGGCCGCCGCGCAUAAAAAGAAGGAAGAAACGAAAACACUGAGGUUACUUGGUGAGAGUGAAUUUCCAACAUCUUCUGCGUCAAGGAUUGGCGAUAAUGACAUAUUGAGCAAAGGAGUCAACUUUGUCGAAGAUGACGAGCCCAUCGACUAUUUUCAACCGCAAAACGAUCUGCAAGUUUGGGCCAACCCUCAAAGCUCGUACGAGCCCAUAACUCCCGCAACCGCGGCCGUGACCGCGGGCGGGCAUGCUGAUGUGCGCCACAAGCCCGAGCACGAGUUUGUUGCUCCGCCUUUGAAAAGGUUGAGCACAAAGAAACGACUCAAGAUCUACAAAAUCCAGCCCAAGUCGCUCCACACGGUGGAUAUCAUGUCUGCCAUUUGCGGCAAGGACUCGUUUUUUGCCUUGUUCCGAGGCGUCAAUACCUCAUUCAUGUAUCAAACGCUAUCCAGCACCAUUGAAGCCUGGCUCACGGGGUUCAUUUCGCCCUUUUUGGGCAUACCAGACCCGUUCUUUCUCGACUUGACCCACUCCAAUGACCCUUUCAAGUCGCUUUGGUUAUCUGUUGGUGCAUGUGUCUUGACUGGGUUGGCAUUGAUGCCGCUAGAUCUAGUCAGAAUCAAGUUCAUGAUAACACAACCAAACAAUAUCGUGCCAUUGAAUCGCAGCGGUCUGAGUAGCAAUGCAAGCAGCGUGCAUGGCAAAGAAGACCUUAUUGAGCAAGCCGCGGAAGAAGUUUUGCAAAACACAAGAUCGAUUAGGGAAUCGAUCCGAUAUUUCCCUACAUAUUACUUGAGCAAUUUCCCCUUGCCGAUUGUGCUUUUAACCACGCUAUAUCAAUUAAGUUCAAGCGUGUUCCGCAAGAUGGCACCGUAUUUGCUCUUCAUCAAAUUCAACAUAGACUCAUACUCGUCGCCUGCCAUAUACACAAUCGUCAACCUCCUUUCGCUCAUUUGUGAAUUCUUUAUCAAGUUGCCCGUGGAAAACUUGUUGAGAAAGGAGCAAGUUUCAUUUUUGCUUCGGCAAAAGAAAGAAGACCCAAAGAAAGUUCUCACUAUUGUGAAGCCGGAAGAAAACAUGAUUGUGGUGUUUAACGGACUACCAUCGAGCCAAGAGGAGGAAGGAAUGACGUUUGUACAAAAGGUGAAGCUGUUGGGAUUAUUCAACGGUUGGAGAGUCGGGUUGUUGAAUGUGGUUGGGUUCUGGGGUUACAAUCUAGUGAAGCAUAGCGGACAUGAGAAAGAAGAGAGACUCUAG